AUGCCUCCAAAGGCCCCUCGUAUGCAAUACCAGCGAGGUGAGAAGGUCAUGCAGGUUGAUGAUCCUGGCAAUCAUGCUUUUAAAGCUCAACCCGUCAAGAACGGCAGAAAGAGAACAGUGAAGAACAAUCCAAUCGAGAUUGAUUCCGAUGAUGAGCAAUCCCAACCAUCCAAAAAACCUCGUCCAAACCCUCGCGCCUCAAAAUCAACCAUUUCUAAUGCCAAGCAAGGAAAAGAUGUGGUUGAAUACAUAUCAGAGUCAGAAGACAGUUCCCACCCAGAAGUCGUUCCUUGUGCAAAUUUGCCACUAAGAAAGCUUUUCAAGCCAUUCGCAGACCACGAUGCGGACAUUUACAUCGUACUCAUUCAAAAGAGUCCUGAAUAUUCAUUCAGGAUGCACUCGUAUAUACUGAGACGCGCCUCUCCUUGGUUCGCUGGGCAGUUGCAGGAAAACUUGGUCAAUGAGGUGGAUGAGAAGUUAGCAGCUACGAUUACCCAAGAUACUGGAAUCAAAUAUAGAUUUGAACUUAGGUUUGAUGAUCAUCUUGGGUAUCACACGUUGAAGCGGGUGGGACUCACAAUGUACAAGCAACAACCUCAAGCUAUCAUCAAUAGAGAUAUUCCCGAUCCCAGCAAUCGCUACAACGGCUGCUAUAAUGUCUCUAACUAUGGUUCAUCUAACUCUCGUCAAUCGUCGGUAUUCUUGCCACAAUUCGAUGGUUCGUGUGACGAUAUUGAAAUGGCAGAAACAAUGAGUAAUCCUCGUGUAUCUCCUGAUUUUGAUAUAUCCGUCUUCCUUUCGUCUCCAGGUGCCCUUCAAUCUACUCAAGGAUCAAUCAGUGGAUCUCAAGGAAAUGAGAAUGGCAUCAAGUUACAACCAGAUACCAUUGUUCAAUCGAAUAGUGCCGAACCUGAUCUACCAGCCCAGAACAAUGUGACGAAGCAAGUUGCAACACCACCUACGAGUCCCACCAAGGUGGUAACUGAAACCGAGACAGACCAGACAGUGAUUCAGAGUCCACAGAUCGACGCAAGCCCCCAGACUGACCUUGCAGAUCGAAUCAUUCCAACAGUUGAUACGGCUAUGAAAGCAGAGAUUGAAUCCGAGGAACAGAUACUCUCGCCAAGUCUUCCAGAACACAAGUCGCCAGAAAGACAACUUGAAGUUCUUUCGAAUGUGGAAGAAAAGGUUGAUGAGCAAUUAAGCAUCGAAUUACAGAAAAAUGAAGUGCCACCAGGGCGCCAAAUCUCACCCGAAGAACAACUUCAGGUUGCUAUCUCCAUGGAAAAUCCAAUGGGACCUGAGAUAAAAAUCGAGGAAGCACAGCAAGCUACAAUUUCGCUUUCGAAGCAGCAAUCCAAGAUUGGCCCAAUUGUCAAAGAACCGUCUAGCAAUUAUGUUGUUGAACAGACAGACAUUCCCACCGCAGAAAAGCCAAUCAACAAUGUAACGUUCCAAAAGCUAGCCCCUCUGAAAGUUGAGCAAAAAAUCCUCGAUGCUUAUCGUUCCCUUUUCCUGUGUUACUUUGGUUGUGCCCCCACGAUUUCUACAACAAAUGCUGCAAUUGCCGCAUCACAGUCCAUGUUGCUGAUCAAAAUCGCCAAUCUCUAUGGCUCAGCGAAAGUUGUUAGACCUUACAUAGUUGCAUCUCUCCUUUCCCUAGGACGUAGCCUAUACGCAUCCAUUCGUCGCAACCCUCCUUAUUUCCUGCUUUUGGCAUACAAGCUCCAAUGCUCUCCUAUCUUCAAGGAAGCCCUCAUCCAUAUCGUAGGACAAUACCCCUCCUGGCCAUGGCUCACUAAGGAGGAUCGGAUGGGCCACGAUCUUGGCAGGGUCAUUCGAAAGAAAUUCGAAGAUCUCCAAGACAUGAGAUUCGAAGCCAAUGGCCCACUCUUUCAGAGCUGUAUCGUCAAAGAAAAAGUAAGAGUCAGCAUCAAUAAUUUGGACCGGUCGACCUUUGAUGUUUGGGUUAUUGUUCAAAUCUGGCACGAUUGGUUCUCUCAACAAUUACGCCAUUGCACAUUAGUUCAACGCCACGAGCACCGAAAUGUGGAAAAGAACAUGUAUAAGCUAAUUGCUCAAGGCGGUGAUGCGUAUCUCAAGAUCGACGAUGUUAUGGCAAUGAUUGAACCAUUCAGAGCCGGCUCAGAAGCCAGAGAGUGGGGACAUUGGGAGAAGGACCAGGUUGAGCUGCAGUUGAAUAUUUUAAAGGAGAAUGCCGCGAAGAGGGUCGGGGAUUUGAUGGUAAACGAGUUAAUGGGUGAUACCGGCGGAAAUGCUGGUGAAAUCGAAUAUCUCACUUGCACCAAAGUCCAUGAGCAUGAGUUGCCCUGGACUGAAGCACAAAUGGUUAUCAUUGAGGAUUAG
Botrytis deweyae is the source of this 2367-nucleotide messenger RNA. RefSeq lists its product as uncharacterized. Bases 1 to 2367 code for a protein of 788 amino acids. The transcript has 3 exons. The record is from RefSeq and is a predicted model, not a curated record. Lineage: Eukaryota; Fungi; Ascomycota; Leotiomycetes; Helotiales; Sclerotiniaceae.